Messenger RNA from Staurois parvus, 314 nucleotides. NCBI's taxonomy places the organism in Eukaryota, Metazoa, Chordata, Amphibia, Anura, Ranidae. The record is from the annotation of a GenBank genome assembly.
GACUGCAGACAUAGUACAGGAGAUGACCAGAGACUGCGGACAUAGUACAGGAGAUGACCAGAGACUGCGGACAUAGUACAGGAGAUGACCAGAGACUGCGGACACAGUACAGGAGAUGACCAGAGACUGCGGACACAGUACAGGAGAUGACCGGAGACUGCGGACACAGUACAGGAGGUGACCAGAGACUGCGGACAUUGUACGGACGACCAGAGACUGCGGACAUAGUACAGAAGAUAACCAGAGACUGCGGACAAAGUACAGGAGAUGACCAGAGACUGUGGACACAGUACAGGAGAUGACCAGAGACUGCG